AUGGCCUGCCAAACCAUUAUCAGAUCCCCAGAAGCUUGCCAGCCCAGAACGAUACGGAUUGCGCACCAGCAGGAAUGUCCAACGCCAGAUGCAUCGCCGGCAUCCUCGGCGCGCUCCCGGCGUCGUUCGACGGGACCGCACAUCGUGCCCCUCCCCAUUGUCCGCCCCCAGGCCGGCAAGAAGGCGCCCAUCAUCAGGACGCAGCAGCGCUCCGCCACUAUCCUGCCCAACUUUGUGGGCCUCAAAUUCCAGAUCUACAACGGCAAGGUCUACCACGACGUGACCAUCACCGAGGACAUGGUCGGACACAAGCUGGGAGAGUUCUCGCCGUGA
Molecule: messenger RNA, 333 nt
Organism: Verticillium alfalfae VaMs.102
Lineage: Eukaryota; Fungi; Ascomycota; Sordariomycetes; Glomerellales; Plectosphaerellaceae
Product: mitochondrial 37S ribosomal protein RSM19
Exons: 3
Coding region: 1-333 (110 amino acids)
Biological process (GO): translation; ribosomal small subunit assembly
Cellular component (GO): cytosolic small ribosomal subunit; ribosome
Molecular function (GO): structural constituent of ribosome
Source: RefSeq, a predicted model, not a curated record